GUCGAGUGCCGUACGCGCAGGUGCAUCGCUGAAGUUAGCAGCGUAAACAUCUUCAAAAUCGUGCUUCUCCUUUAAGUUUUACACGUACCGAGUGUACAGAUUGUGCUAAAUUUGUGACGGAGGAACGUACACGUUGGUGGGCUUUGCUGUCGGCGUGUUCGGAGGAGGAGGCCGGUCGACAUGACUCUAAACCAGAACCAUUCGGAGUCCGGCGGUGUCAUCAUCAACAACAGCGAAAGUGUUUUGAUGAACCAUGACAACGUGGAGCUGGUCUUCGUCGACACGGAAGGUCUACUACCUGAGGCCUUCAGAAGGAGCAAGAAGGGCAGCAUCUACCUGACUCCGUACAGGGUGAUCUUUGUGGCCAAAGGUCGAGAUGCACUCAGGUCCUUUAUGAUGCCUUUCUAUUUGAUGAAGGGAUGUGAGGUCAAACAACCUGUACUGGGGGCAAAUUACAUCAAGGGGACCGUCAGUGCGGAACCAGGAGGUGGCUGGGAAGGCAGCACAAGCUUUAAGCUCGUCUUUAGUGCAGGCGGAGCCAUUGAGUUUGGACAAUGCAUGUUGCAGGUUGCCACUCAGGUUUCCAGAGGUCAACCGGUCACUCCAGGGUUUGGCGAAUGCCCUUUCAUGGCUAAUGGGGCCUACGCUUACCCACCUCCCCCUUGUAACGGGGCAUAUCCCGCUGGACCCCCACCUGGCUACGGCUACCCCAACGCACCGGCUCCAGAUGGCUUCUACCCCAACCCACCAGCAUUUGAUAGCGCUGCAGGCUACAUGGCGCCACCUCCCUAUUCAUCUACUCUGGGUCAGCAGCCCAGGCAGGCCCUACAUGACCCUGAAGUCCCCUCUUCGGCUGCAGCUGAGGCUAAAGCAGCUGAAGCAGCAGCCAGUGCUGCUAACUGUUCCACGCUGCCGCCUACACAUGUGUACCUUCCAGAGGACAAGCCUCCCCCCUACUCUCCUCCAGAAGACAAGAAGAACCAGUAGGCCUUGCUUUAUUUCCUUUCCCUCCGUGGACCUCUUCUACAUGGACCACCAUGACAUCCAUUUUAAUUUUAUCAUUCCCUCUCGUCUUUUGAAACAACAUUCUCAACUCCUCUGUGACAAGCGUAAUAUCACAUCACACUUUGGAUGAAAUGUUCACUAAUUUAACACUGGAUCAAAAGCGAAUAAGAGCGUAUUAUUUCAUAAUAUUAAUGUCUUGAGUGUUGCAAAAUUCCCUCUAUGCUUAAUUUAGCUUUGCAGUGAUUUAUGAAAUGACUUAAUCUUAUGUUACACAUUGCUCUGUGAAUCUAUUCAGUGAGCUAAAUGAAGCAAUUUAUUUUUGUACCGUUUAACUGUAUAUAUUUUGGAGAUAAUGUAUAUCUUGUCACUGUUAUCAAGGCGUACAAGGCAUCACGUCUGGUUUGACACAUUGCGCUGGAUGAGAGGACUGCAUAGAUUAGAGUCCAGCAGUGCGUCCCUGAUCUAGGAUUAAGAUCAGAGAGUAAAAGGUGGGUCAGAGUGAUUUACACAGACAGCAUGGAUUGUGUUAUCCAUCCAUCCAUCCAUCCAUCCAUCCAUUUUCCAAGCCGCUCGUGUUGUGCAAAGCGGAUGUCAUUUUUUUUGUGUGACAAAACAGGACUGUAGACUAGCAUCAAGUUAGAUAUAACCAUGAUAGAAAAGUCUCAAUUCAGAUCUCCUGUACUUCCUACUAAAGUAAUGGUGUACUACAUAUUAAGUGUUCCUUGUUUUUUGUUUGUUUAGUUUUUGCUGAGCUUGGGGCUCUUGCUUUCUCAGGCAUGGCUGAAAGUAUGAUAAAGCUUAACAUUUAACAACAGCUAAUGUAACCAGUAGGCAUAUAUUAAAAGGAUCUUGUUUCAUGUGGAAACAAAGGUUUUCGAAUUUUGUGUCACUUGAUGGAUGUCGAUUUACAAACUGCACAGAGGUCCUCCCAUGACUUAGAAUACUGUCCUGUUUUCUUCCGUCACACAUUUAUAAACUGAUGCAUCUCAAUAAAUGUUAAUACGUUCAUGAAUUAGUGAUGUAUUUUCAGUACUGGUACAUUACAGUGUCAUUGAACACUUGGGAAAAUACUUUUCAGAAACCUAAUUCUUGCUUAAUCUCAAAAUGAAAAAUUGCCAUUGUUUCCUGAUUGUUACCAUACUUUCCGGCCUAUAAACCGCAACUUUUUCCCCACACGCUUUCUACCCUGCGAUUUAUGCGGUGAUGCGGCUAAUGUGUGCAUUUUUUUCUAACGGCCGCAAGGGGGCACUUGAGCAGAAAAGGUAAGAGUGAGACCAGGUGAAUAUAUGUAACGAGGAAGUGACUUGAAGUGACUUUUACCGGUCUGGCCGUUAGGCCUGCACUAGCGUGUUACUGCCGUGUCUCAGUGACUUUUACCGGUACAUUUUUUUUUUAACUGGUCCUAUUAGCGUGGCGCUAGCAUUAAAAAAACUGUGUACCGUCUUUGUAAAUAUUUUGGUUUUAAAUGUGGGUUUCAAUGUGGGCACCUGCGGCUUUUACACAGCUGUGGCAUUUGUAUGUACCAAAUGGUAUUUACUUUACAAAAGUACUGGGUGAGGCUUAUAACCAGGUGUGCGCUGUAGGCUUUUCUAGAUGGUUAAUUCUGGGUUUUCAUUUGCUGUAAGCUAU
Messenger RNA from Syngnathoides biaculeatus (alligator pipefish), 2634 nucleotides. RefSeq names its product WW domain binding protein 2 (gene wbp2). The record is from RefSeq and is a predicted model, not a curated record. Gene Ontology annotation, cellular component: nucleus. Gene Ontology annotation, molecular function: transcription coactivator activity; chromatin DNA binding. The transcript has 8 exons. Lineage: Eukaryota; Metazoa; Chordata; Actinopteri; Syngnathiformes; Syngnathidae. Gene Ontology annotation, biological process: positive regulation of DNA-templated transcription. Bases 181 to 987 code for a protein of 268 amino acids.